Nicotiana attenuata is the source of this 1589-nucleotide messenger RNA. Its product is annotated as trihelix transcription factor ASIL2-like. Gene Ontology annotation, cellular component: nucleus. Gene Ontology annotation, molecular function: transcription cis-regulatory region binding. The coding region runs from base 468 to 1328 and encodes 286 amino acids. The transcript is spliced from 2 exons. The record is from RefSeq and is a predicted model, not a curated record. Lineage: Eukaryota; Viridiplantae; Streptophyta; Magnoliopsida; Solanales; Solanaceae.
AGAAAGAUCUGUCCAAACCUGCAAAAUCCGAUCCAAAUCAGAUUUCACUUUUCUCACAACUUCGCAAUCUCAUCCUCGGCCCAUUCCCGCUUCUCCGUUUCGUCCAUCACACAACUCACGCCCGACAAACAAAUACAUUUACGAUAUUUACCUGAAAAUAAAAAAUAAAACAGGAAAUAAAAGACAAAUUCCAAUUCCAAUAACAACGUUACGUGCUCACGUAAGGCAACCCAAUCCCGUCCUGUUGCCGUCCUUAACUUCCCCUAAUCCUGAUCGUAACUUCACGCGCCAUUUCCCUUAUCCCGGCGACUUCAUUUCCUUAUGUCAUCAUCUCCGUACACUCAACAUCUCCUACUCAUGCGGUUCACGCGCUUUUCCAGUCGCCAACCGGCGCUUCUUCUUUUUACCCUUCCCUCUUUCUCCCCUUUUCCUCCUUAUUCUCUUCUUCUUGUUGAUUUUUCCAAUCAAUGGGUGAAAUUACUGCAUCCUCCACACAGGUAACGGCGCCGUCAAGGCCAUUGCCGUUUCGUGAGGAUUGUUGGACUGAAGAAGCUACCUGGACGCUUGUUGAUGCUUGGGGACGUCGUUAUAUCGAACUGAAUCGUGGAUUUCUCCGUCAAACAGAUUGGCAACAAGUAGCGGAUUCCGUAAAUGCUCUUCACGGACACACCGCGAAAACUCGGCGAACCGAUAUUCAGUGUAAGAAUCGGAUUGAUACGCUGAAAAAAAGGUAUAAAGUUGAGAAGGCAAAAAUCGUUGAGUCUAACGGAACCCUAACAUCAUCCUGGCCCUUUUUCGAACGGCUUGAUUUUUUAAUCGGGAAUUCCGGUAACAAAGUUACCACGGUGAUGGUGUCUCCGUUACCUUUACCGUCACGGUCUCCGCCUAUGGGAGUGCCGUUGCCUAGCCGGCGAUCGACGACGACAACAGCGGCUGCUCCGGUGGUGACACCGGUUGUUUUGCCUCAGAAACGGCAGAUGCCGGUUUUGGAUGAUUCGUAUUUCAGGAGGAAUUAUUCGGCGGUAGCUGCUGCUGCUGCGGCAGAAGGAGGGGAAGAGGAUUACGAUGAUGAUGAUGAGGAGGAUAUGGGGAUGAGUGAGGAAAAGGAUGGGAUGAGGAGGCUGGCGAAGGCUAUAGAGAGAUUUGGAGAGAUAUAUGAGAGAGUUGAAGAGAUGAAACAAAGACAAAUGGUGGAGUUGGAGAAGCAGAGGAUGCAGUUUGCUAAGGAUUUGGAGGUUCAAAGGAUGCAAUUGUUUAUGGAUACACAAGUCCAGCUACAGAAGAUUAAGUAUACAAAGCGGUCUGGCUCUGAUGAUAUCUAUAGCUAGCUCUGUGGCAAAAGAGCACUUAAAAAGAAGCGGGAUUGCGAAACUAUGAUGAGGCAAUCCAGGCAGUACUCCUUAUUUUAUCUCCAAAUUCAUGUCUAAUGAUGACCUAAUAUAACUGAUUACUAUCACUUUUUUGAGCAGGAACAGUUGGUACCUGUAGUUAAUUUUCCUUUUAUUUAGCGGAUUUAAACAUUAAAGUAUAGUGUUAGUCCCUGUGUAGAAAAUUUUGUUUAUUGAAAUGAAGGUACCUUUUCAACAUUU